AUGUCAGCUUGGAGUGAUAAAGGGACUGUGCCACAAUCUGAUUGUUCUUUGCCUUCUCUUUUCAGGGAAUGGCAUCAUUUCCUGGUUACCAACAUGAAAGGCAACAAUGUGGGCAGUGGGACCGUGAUGUCGGAUUAUGUUGGCUCCGGGCCUCCCAAGGGAACAGGGCUGCACCGUUACGUGUGGCUGGUGUACGAGCAGCCCAAGCAGCUCGCCUGCAACGAGCCCGUCCUGUCCAACCGCUCCGGGGACAAGCGAGGCAAGUUCAAGGUGGCCGCUUUCCGCAGCAAGUACGGGCUGGGGGCGCCGGUGGCGGGCACCUGCUACCAGGCGGAGUGGGACGACUACGUGCCCAAGCUCUACGAGCAGCUGUCGGGGAAGUAGGGUGUGCAGCACCCGCGGCUCGGGCACGGCGCUGUAGUUUU
Messenger RNA from Empidonax traillii (willow flycatcher), 425 nucleotides. Its product is annotated as phosphatidylethanolamine-binding protein 1-like. The transcript has 3 exons. Lineage: Eukaryota; Metazoa; Chordata; Aves; Passeriformes; Tyrannidae. Bases 1 to 384 code for a protein of 127 amino acids. Gene Ontology annotation, biological process: negative regulation of MAPK cascade. The record is from RefSeq and is a predicted model, not a curated record.